AUGGCUGAGGGCCGAGUGUACAACUUCUCAGCAGGACCCAGUGCCAUGCCACUGGAGGUGCUUGAGGAGGUUCAGCGCGAAAUGGUGAACUACAAAGGUUGUGGCAUGAGCGUCAUGGAGAUGUCGCAUCGUUCCAAGGAGUUCAUGGCCAUUGCCGCCGAAGCCGAAAAGAAUUUGAGGGAUAUCUUUGGCGUUCCAAGCGAUUACAAAGUCCUCAUGAUGCAGGGAGGAGCGACUUUGCAGUUCUCCUCGAUUCCGCUGAACAUGCUCGGAAGCAAGACCAAGGCCGACUACCUUGUGACCGGGCAAUGGGGUGAGAAAGCACACAAGGAGUGCAACAAAUAUGGGACAGGACAGUUAGCGUGCAACACCAAGGGGACCAAGUUUACCACAAUCCCUCAGAAAUCAGAGUGGAAGUUGGACCCAGAGGCAGCAUAUGUGCACUACUGUGCCAAUGAGACGGUCAACGGGGUUGAGUUUAGCUACACCCCAGAUGUUGACACCGUGCCUCUGGUGGCUGACAUGUCAUCCAAUUUCUGUUCCAAGCCUAUUGAAGUGAGCAAGCACGCCUUCAUUUAUGCAGGCAUCCAGAAAAAUCUGGGGCCUGCCGGCAUGUCCGUGGGAUUCUUACGGCCCGACUUUGCAGAUGGCAGCAAGGAGUUGAAGAUUUGUCCCACCUACUGCAGCUUCAAGACCACAGGUGACAAUGGAUCGAUGUAUAACACACCUGCCUGCUUCACCAUGUACGUCAUGGGAGAAUACUUGAAGUACACCAAGAAGCUGGGUGGUUUGGCCUAUUGGGCAGAGCAGUCGGACAAAAAGAGCGGCUUGCUGUAUGGGGCCAUCGACGGCUCAAAUGGCUUCUACAAUUGCCCAGUUGAAAAGACUGCAAGGUCACGAAUGAACGUGCCUUUCACGAUCAAUGGUGGCGAUGAAGCUCUUGAAAAGAAGUUCUUGGAUGAAGCCAAGAAGCACAAGCUCUAUACCCUUGCGGGUCAUCGUUCAGUGGGUGGCUGCCGAGCUUCCCUUUACAAUGGCUUGCCUCUUGAGGGUGUCGCCAAGCUCACCGACUUCAUGAAGUCCUUCAUGGAUGAGAACCGAAAAUGA
Durusdinium trenchii is the source of this 1107-nucleotide messenger RNA. The record is from the annotation of a GenBank genome assembly. Lineage: Eukaryota; Dinophyceae; Suessiales; Symbiodiniaceae.